AUGGCCUCCCUGCCCACUCGGGGCCCCGGGGUUUCGGGCUUACUUUCCGGGCUGGUGGCGACGGCCGCGUCUCCGGCCAGCCAGAGCGCAGAGGCCUUGACGGAUAACGGGUCUGCGGCCGGCCCGGGCGCCCAGGCCCUCACGCCCUUCCAGAGCCUGCAGCUGGUGCAUCGGCUGAAGGGGCUGAUCGUGCUGCUCUACAGCGUCGUGGUGGUCGUGGGGCUGGUGGGCAACUGCCUGCUGGUGCUGGUGAUCGCGCGCGUGCGCCGGCUGCACAACGUGACCAACUUCCUCAUCGGCAACCUGGCCUUGUCCGACGUGCUCAUGUGCGCCGCCUGCGUGCCGCUCACGCUGGCCUACGCCUUCGAGCCCCGCGGCUGGGUGUUCGGCGGCGGCCUGUGCCACCUGGUCUUCUUCCUGCAGCCCGUCACCGUCUACGUGUCGGUGUUCACGCUCGCCACCAUCGCCGUGGACCGCUACGUCGUGCUGGUGCACCCGCUGCGCCGGCGCGUCUCGCUGCGCCUCAGCGCCUACGCGGUGCCGGCCAUCUGGGCGCUGUCCGCGGUGCUGGCGCUGCCCGCCGCCCUGCACACCUACCACGUCCAGCUCGAGCCGCACGACGUGCGCCUCUGCGAGGAGUUCUGGGGUUCCCAAGAGCGCCAGCGCCAGCUCUACGCCUGGGGGCUGCUGCUCGUCACCUACCUGCUCCCUCUGCUGGUCAUCCUCCUGUCUUACGUCCGGGUGUCCGUGAAGCUCCGGAACCGCGUGGUGCCCGGCUGCGUGACCCAGAGCCAGGCCGACUGGGACCGCGCGCGCCGCCGCCGGACCUUCUGCUUGCUGGUGGUGGUCGUGGUGGUGUUCGCCAUCUGCUGGCUGCCGCUGCACGUCUUCAACCUGCUGCGGGACCUCGACCCACAAGCCAUCGACCCCGAUGCCUUCGGGCUGGUGCAGCUGCUCUGCCACUGGCUCGCCAUGAGCUCGGCCUGCUACAACCCCUUCAUCUACGCCUGGCUGCACGACAGCUUCCGCGAGGAGCUGCGCAAGCUGUUGCCCGCCUGGCCGCGCAAGAUCGUGCCGCACGGCCAGAGCAUGACGGUCAGCGUGGUCAUCUGA
This is a messenger RNA of Cynocephalus volans (Philippine flying lemur), 1113 nucleotides long. It is a transcript of the gene PRLHR, whose product is annotated as prolactin releasing hormone receptor. NCBI's taxonomy places the organism in Eukaryota, Metazoa, Chordata, Mammalia, Dermoptera, Cynocephalidae. Gene Ontology annotation, biological process: G protein-coupled receptor signaling pathway. The coding region runs from base 1 to 1113 and encodes 370 amino acids. Gene Ontology annotation, molecular function: neuropeptide Y receptor activity; neuropeptide binding. The transcript has a single exon. The record is from RefSeq and is a predicted model, not a curated record. Gene Ontology annotation, cellular component: plasma membrane; neuron projection.